Messenger RNA from Aspergillus alliaceus, 1562 nucleotides. Its product is annotated as MIP/aquaporin family protein. Gene Ontology annotation, molecular function: water channel activity; glycerol channel activity. Gene Ontology annotation, biological process: water transport; glycerol transmembrane transport. NCBI's taxonomy places the organism in Eukaryota, Fungi, Ascomycota, Eurotiomycetes, Eurotiales, Aspergillaceae. The coding region runs from base 416 to 1411 and encodes 331 amino acids. Gene Ontology annotation, cellular component: plasma membrane. The record is from RefSeq and is a predicted model, not a curated record. The transcript has 3 exons.
AUUGUAUCCUCUUCCAGCUGACAAGACUCCUCAACAAUCUAUUGCCUCGCUUUUCGUAUCCCUUUUUCGGGAAUCGAGCAUGCAUCUCAUGCUUUGACCUUCCCAAGGCUACACCUCAACCGGUUAAGUUUUUCAUCUCAAGCUGGCUGGAUCAGCCUAUCCCAUACCGCUCUGGCUACGGACGAUAGUGUAGCCGUGGCUAUGCGGCGUUAUGUUCAUACAUGUCUAUAGAGGAAUACGGCAGGGAUCAAGCUCCUUGAUCAUAAUAUCAGAGUUGAGGACAUGGUCGGAGUUAUUCACGGCCCAUUCAUUAAGGGUAUAAUAUCACCCCCAGUACUCGAAGGCAAAUUCACGCCUCCUGUAGAAAUCCGACGUCAUCCUUAUAACCAGACAUCUUUUAUCUCUUACUGUAGCCAUGAAGCAGAUCGUUGAACAUAGUGACCACCAGGAGGGUACGCAUGUUACCGUCCACUCAACUGAUAAGUCUGUUUCUUCUCCGCUUGGUGUUAGCGUUAGUUCAGAUGAGAGGGAGGCUCUUCAUCCUCAACUUCUAUGGGGCAGAGUGAGGGGGUACAUCCGCGAAGCCUCUUCCGAGUUCUUCGGCACGAUGAUACUAGUUCUCUUUGGAGAUGGAGUCGUCGCCCAGGUAACUCUGAGCCAUGGCGAGAAAGGAGAUUACCAGUCUAUCUCAUGGGGCUGGGGCCUUGGAGUCAUGCUCGGUGUCUACGCAAGCGGAAUAUCAGGAUCCCACAUCAAUCCCGCCGUGACCCUUGCCAGCUGCAUCCUACGCAAGUUCCCUUGGCGCAAGUUCCCCAUCUACGCAAUUGCCCAAGUACUCGGGGGCAUGUGUGGCGCAGCCAUCGUCUAUGGCAACUACAGAUCGGCCAUAGAUAUCUACGAAGGUGGAUCUGACAUCCGAACCGUCCCAGGCUACUCGAAGACCGCGACAGCUGGCAUCUUCUGCACCUACCCAGCCGAGUUCAUGACCAGGACGGGCCAAUUCUUCUCCGAGUUCAUCGCCAGUUCCAUCCUAAUGUUCAUGAUCUUCGCCUUGAAAGACAACGGCAAUCUUGGUGCCGGGCCCCUGACACCUCUCGCCCUGUUCUUCGUCAUCUUUGGCAUCGGCGCUUGCCUCGGAUGGGAGACGGGCUACGCGAUAAACCUCGCCCGAGACUUCGGCCCCCGUUUAGUAACUUAUAUGAUCGGAUACGGUCCACAAGUGUGGACUGCUGGCAAUUAUUACUUUUGGGUCCCCAUCAUCGCCCCCUUCCUCGGAUGUACCUUCGGCGGUUGGAUCUAUGACAUGUUCCUCUACACCGGCGACGACAGCCCCGUCAAUACACCCUACAUAGGCCUACGGAGACUCUUUCCACUACGUCAGAAACAACACAACUCAGGAGAUCAUGUAUAGCCAACUAAGCCGACAAAUAUACUCGCAAGAUGUGAAGACUUUGCUGACCGCCCUGACCAAGACCGCGUCAAAUCUCCCCACAUAUGCCAUCGCUAAACAAGACGUCAAUACAAGAUGAAUUUGAGUUAAUAAAGCCGAGUUGUAAAGCGUA